CACAUCGCUGUUACUAUAAAGGGAUGUGAGGCUCAUCAUGACGAAAAUUCGUUCUGCUAAAAAUAAUUAAUAACGACUUGAUACACUUUGAUAAAAGCUGUUGACAUCAAUACAAUACGAUUCCUGAGAUUGGGAUGGGUGGACACACUUCCUCUUGUCUUUAUGCCAUAAAUUAAAUCUGGCAUAUGGACCAACGCAAAUUUUUGUGCAAAGAAUAUGAAGACACGCAUCUAAUGCUACAUCAUUUACCACUCAACUGAGCAGCCAUGAAGUCUGCUCUGGAUGGUAUAGCUGACACCACUUUCCGAACAAUGACUACUGGUUUGCAGUAUCUUGGCUCCAACGAUGUGAGCUAUGAUGACACGUCCAUUGAUUCUGGCUUCGCCAAGACUGGAUUCCACUUACAGAAGACUCACUCUGCCCCACUUAGUAACUCCUUCCCUGGACAAGUACCUGGGGACAAGGAGCUCAUCUAUAAUGGCAACUCCAUUUACCCGACCAACUUCUCUGAAAUGCUUGGCAAUGGGACCCGAUGGGAGGGCGGGGGUUCUAUCCAAUGCGGGGAGAACAUUGUGGACAUGGAGUGCUUCAUGAUUCUGACCCCCAGCCAGCAGUUAGUAGUAGCGGUCAUGGCACUCACCCUGGGAACCUUCACAGUGCUGGAGAACCUUAUCGUAUUGUGUGUGAUCCUCCACUCCCACACCCUGCGCUGUCGGCCCUCAUACCACUUCAUAGGAAGCCUGGCUGUAGCCGACCUUCUGGGCAGUGUCAUAUUUGUGUACAGUUUCUUGGACUUCCAUGUACUGCACCGGAAGGACAGCCCCAAUGUGUUUCUAUUUAAACUCAGUGGAGUCAUCGCCUCUUUCACUGCCUCUGUGGGCAGUCUCUUUCUCACGGCCAUAGACCGCUAUAUCUCCAUACACAGGCCGAUGGCUUACAAGCAGAUCGUCACCAAGAACAAGGCUGUCAUUGCCUUCUGCAUGAUGUGGACUAUCUCCAUCGUCAUUGCGAUUCUCCCCCUACUGGGCUGGAACUGUAAACAACUGAACUCGGUGUGCUCAGACAUUUUCCCGCUCAUCGACGAGAAGUACCUGAUGUUCUGGAUAGGGAUGACCAGUGUACUGCUUCUAUUCAUCAUCUACGCCUACAUGUUCAUCCUGUGGAAGGCCCACCACCACACUGUGCGCAUGAUGAGCCGCAGCUCCCAGAAGAGCAUCAUUGUCUACAUGGCAGACGGUACCAAGGUGCAGACCAUGCGUCCUGAGCAGGCCCGUAUGGACAUCCGCCUGGCCAAGACCUUGGUGCUAAUCCUGGUGGUCCUCAUCAUCUGCUGGGGCCCUGUGCUAGCCAUCAUGGUCUACGACCUCUUCUGGAAGAUGAACAACUUCAUCAAGACGGUCUUUGCCUUCUGCAGCAUGCUCUGCCUGCUCAACUCCACCGUCAACCCCAUAAUCUAUGCACUGAGGAGUAAGGACCUGCGCCGGGGCUUCCUUAACAUCUGCCAGACGUGCAGGGGAACUUCUCAACCACUGGACAACAGCGCUGAGUCCGAUUGCCAUAGCAGGAGCGUCAAAGGCACAGCCACAGCCUACAAAUCCUCGGCUAGCUAUGCAAACACCACUGUAAAAGAGGCCAAAGUCAACCUGUCGGUCUCCGCAGAGGCGGUCUGAGAUACUGUCUGCCAUCAUGUGACUGUGAAGGUAUCGACUGUGAAGAAUUAAUGUAGAAUAGACACUACCCCAACUAACGCUGCCCAGAAAGUUUGCCAAACAUGAACUACAAAUUAAAGUCUAUGAAACUGUAACACAAGAUAAUGUGGAUUAUUAUACUGAACAAUAAUAUAAACCCAACAUGUAAAGUGUUGGCCCCAUGUUUCAUGAGCUGAAAUAAAAAA
Messenger RNA from Coregonus clupeaformis (lake whitefish), 1894 nucleotides. Its product is annotated as cannabinoid receptor type 1A-like. Gene Ontology annotation, cellular component: membrane. The record is from RefSeq and is a predicted model, not a curated record. Bases 267 to 1670 code for a protein of 467 amino acids. Gene Ontology annotation, molecular function: cannabinoid receptor activity. Gene Ontology annotation, biological process: G protein-coupled receptor signaling pathway. Lineage: Eukaryota; Metazoa; Chordata; Actinopteri; Salmoniformes; Salmonidae. The transcript has 2 exons.